GAAAUGCCGGUUAUCUGCAUUUCCCUCCUCACGAGCUGUCACGCUGACAGCUAGAGAGGAGACGAGAGACGGUAAUUGGCAUCCCUCAGAGGGGACAUGUACACUGAUCAUCAGGGCACUGAUGAUCACCCCAGCAGUGCCACCUGUCAGUGUCCAUCAGUGUCAGCUGUCAGUGCUCAUCCAUGCCACCUGCCAGUGCCCAUCAGUGCCACAUCAAUGCCACAUUUCAGUGCCUACCAGUGCACAUCAAUGCCACAUAUCAGUGCCCAUCUGAGCUGCCUUUCAGUGUCACCCAUCAGUGCCAGUCAGUGCCACCUAUCAAUGCCAGUCAGUGCCACCUAUCAGUGCUGCCAGUCAGUGCCACCUAUCAGUGCCAGUCAGUGCGCCUAUCAGUGCCAGUCAGUGACACCUGUCAGUGUGCAUCAGUGCCUCCUAUCAGUGCUCGUCAGU
Staurois parvus is the source of this 450-nucleotide messenger RNA. NCBI's taxonomy places the organism in Eukaryota, Metazoa, Chordata, Amphibia, Anura, Ranidae. The record is from the annotation of a GenBank genome assembly.